GGCUGGGUUCCCCCGCCCCGCUCCCGGGACAGCCCGGCCCGACACCGGGACCUGCUGCCACCCCCACACGGACCUCGUCGUGCCCCCAGCUCGAUCCUGUCGGGGUCAGCUGCCCCCUUUCUGCUUCUCAGGCUGCGCCGGACAACUAAGUGCCGCUCCGCCACCGCCUCCCCCGCCCGCUGCCCCGCCGGCCGCGGCGGCAGGGAGCGGCGCUUGGCAAGGAGCGGGGGCGGUCGGGGGCGGGGCGGCGGCGGGGGCAGCCCGGUGCCGCCGGGGAGCCCGUCCCCGGCGUGCUCGGCUCUCCCUGCCCACCUUCUUCCCGCCGGCCGGCAGCGCCGUUGCGCAGCUCCCGCGGACGGGACGGGACCGGACCUUCGGCCGUGCCGGGCAGCGGGGCCGGCCGGGUAGGGCUUGGGGCGGGCGGCGGCGAGGCGAGGCUGGACGGCCGCGGUAGGGGACGAGGCCGCCCGGAGCUGGCGGCGGGGGGCGGUGGGGGCCCGGGGCGGCGGGGCGCCGCCGGGGCCCGGCGCAUGGCGGCGGGGGCGGCGGGGAGCAUCACCACGCUGCCAGCGCUGCCCGACGACGGGGGGAGCGGCACCUUCCCCCCCGGGCACUUCAAGGAUCCCAAGCGGCUUUACUGCAAGAACGGCGGCUUCUUCCUGCGCAUCAACCCCGACGGCAGAGUGGACGGCGUCCGGGAGAAGAGCGACCCCCACAUCAAACUGCAACUUCAAGCAGAAGAAAGAGGAGUGGUGUCAAUCAAAGGUGUAAGUGCAAAUCGCUUUUUGGCUAUGAAGGAGGAUGGCAGAUUGCUGGCCCUGAAAUGUGCAACAGAAGAAUGUUUCUUUUUUGAGCGUUUGGAAUCUAAUAACUAUAACACUUACCGAUCACGGAAAUACUCUGAUUGGUAUGUGGCACUGAAAAGAACUGGACAGUACAAACCUGGACCCAAAACUGGACCUGGACAGAAAGCUAUCCUUUUCCUUCCCAUGUCUGCUAAAAGCUGAUUUCCAUGGCGGAUUCCGAGUACAUAUAUAGCACACUACACGAAAGACGUCGAGUUUCCUACUCCUCUCUGAAGUAGCAACAAUCUAAGCAAUUAUUUGCUGAUAUUAACUGCUUUUGCAGAUGCCAGAUUAAAACAUGAAUGUUUCAUACUGUCUUUAUAUUGCUCUUUAAACCUAUCGUGCCAGUGUGCGUGGAGGUAAAAUGACUUGGAAAAUGUAUUUUCAGGAUCAGUAACACUUCUGUUUUCUGCUAGAUAUCCAUGUAGAGCUAUUUUAUUUACCUUACGUUUGCUUUACAGAGUAAAGGAAAAUGAAUCUGAUGCACACUUAUAGCAAUAUUUACCUUUUAAAAAAUAAUUUAUAGCUUAUUACAGAAUAAAUAAUUACUUUCUAAUAAUUACCUAAAAGAAGUCCACGGAUAAUUUUAAUAUGGUCUAAAUAUCACUACAAUAAUAGUUCUAAAUUAUUAAUACAGUGAAAUGUGAAAUGUGUUGCUAUCAUGUAAUGUUUCUGUAGGACUCGGGCAGCUCCCUGUGGUAUAGUUUGUAGAACAGGCCUGUGUAGACAGCUGGAAACUCUCUCAUGGUUAUAUCAAUCUUACCAAAGCCUUCCCGGUAUCCAUAGAGUAAGAGUUUAGCUACGCUGCUGGUGAUGGGAGUAGCAUGUUUGGUCCUAGCAAGCUCAUCGAGGUCCAUCCAUUCACACCUCAGGCACUCCUGCUGGCAGAAGCUGAUGUUGAAGGAGGAGGGCUCCAGGCGACAGAUUAUGUACAUAUCUGACUUCCCAAAGGCUCCGGGCUGUUUGUGUUGCUGCCUUAUGCUUAGGAUGGACUUGAACUCUGACUUAAUGCCAGUCUCUUCAAAAACCUCUCGAACUGCGGUGUCUCCUAGGUGAAAAGAGCAAUCCUUACAAUACACAGAAGAAUAGCUUAACAUUCUUUAAACCUUGUGAUCAUGGAAGAUUUCUAACUCAAAGCGUUCUCUGUUCUGCUUCAUAAGCUUUUCAGAGCGUAGCCCGUUUGUUUCAACACAAGGAUAAGCUAAUUUUUUGGUCCCCGAACAAAACUAAUUGUGACAUGCCUUUCUUGUGUAUAUCCCACCAAAUGAUGCAAGUAAGAAACUUCCCAUAAUACUGUACAGAGUGUGAUUCUGAAACGGACAUUCUGAUGGUCGCUGGCUCCGCUGAGCUUUUAAUCCAAGAUAGCACUGCACCCUCUUUUCAGUCCUCUGAAUCUUGGUCCCUGUCUCUUCUUGCUGCUACCCAGUUUCAGGUUCAGACCCUGUGCAGCUCAACACCUGUACGUAUGUCAGAUCACUCGAUCAAAUCACUUUGUUUCGUUGCACUUUUUGCCACAGGAUUUAACAAUGGGGGUAAAACUGUUGCGUGCAGCAAGUGAAAGCCAGCACUAAGUCCUUUUUAAAAUGUAUCUUAAGUGUCUAGUUACAUUUGAAAUAUGCCGUAAUACCAGUAUAGCACAUAGCCUGUUCUUGCAGAAAACAUGCUGUAUCCGUGCUACACAUGUACAUUUUGUGUACAUCAACCACAGUGAUGUGUUAACAUUCCUCGUUACAAAAGUAGCCCUAAUUUCAGGAAUCUAGAGGGUCUGUGUACUGCAUUUGCAGCCAGAGCAUUGUCUGUCUGUCCAGUCCUCAAGAGAAGAUUUCUCUCUUGAAUAGUAACUUAAAUUGAAAACCUCAAAUGAGAUUUUUGAUACUCCGCUUAUUUCCCCAAAUUCUGCAGCUUCAUUGUAGUCAAGUCAAAUCCACUCUUGCCUGGGGUAACUACUGGUAUGUAAAAUACUAGCUUUUUCUAAAUUUAUGUAAGCUCAUGGUUGUGCCUUGUUUGAGUGGUAAAUGCGUAUAGCUGUUUUGCAGUGUUACCUGCUUCAGCUAGUUCAUGUUCAAAUGAAAAAGAAAUGUGUGUUGGCUUACUUCCAAAAGCAAAGUACAUUUUACAAGACCUUGUAGAGAUUUGCCUUCCUAUGGAAGCCUGCAUCUUGACAUGUCAGAGGUGAACAAGAGACAUUUUAGGGGUGGUCUCAGAUAUUGGAAAUAAUGUCAGGACAUACAGUGACUAGCAAUAUAUAAACAAAAUGAUUUAUCCAGCAGAGGCCAAAGAACUAUAUAUAUGUUAAGGGCCCUGAUUUUGAGCCUCAGCUCAACUUCCAUCUUGCAAUUAAACUAGCUGUGUGAGACCUAUUAAUACACAGUGCCUGCACAACAUUUAUGUUUGUGACUUUUUUACAGUACUGAUUAGUUAAAAGGCUAACGCAUACAGGGAGGAAGCACGUGGGGGAAGGUACUGAUUUACCAUUCCUGACCCUCGGAGAGACUGCAUUUUAGAGUGCCUGGAGAGGCCCCUGCAGUCCUCUGGUUUAAAACAGCGGUUGCGAAGCAGACACUGUGGCAAAUGGUUUUAUUGUUAGGCAAGGGGCUGCAUUACACAAAAGUGGUCAAAGAAGGUAAACAACUGAGAUCACGAGGAAUGCUGAGGAAGGCUAUGGUAAGGAAAAUGAAAUAAAUAGGGAUUUCAUGUAAGCUUUGAGCUUUGCUUUUAGAUAAAGUGCCUUUUCCUGUUUCCCUUUUAUUUAAAUGUGUGUGCGUAUAUAUAAAAAUAUAUAAUGACAGUUAAACCAGAAGAAACACUAGGGCUUGAGUUUCAGAAGUAUUCAAAUACAAAAAUGUGUGCACUUUGCUUAAUCUGCAUUAUGAAAUGAUACAAAGUACUCGCGCAAGUCGCUUUGUACUAUUAAAGUAGGCAGCCGUAUAUUUUGUCACUUCACGUAAUAACAGGAUCUUCAAGCUUUGUAAUUGCAAUUUGUAACUGUAAUUUGAAAUUUAGUCCCUUGAAUGACUGUGAGUUUAUAAGGUUUGAUGUAAGGAUAAAAAAAGUAAAAUUAAGCUCAGUUAUAUUUUAUGCUUCACUAAUUUAUAUCUUCUUGUAAUAUUAAGAUGUGAUGCAGAGAAUCGUUAACUUUUAUUAUUACGUAGUUUAGUAGUGGCAGGAGGGGAGCUGUAAGAGACUUGUUUCGUCCCAGGUGUUUCUCAAUACCUACAUCCAGGCUCCAACCAUAACCUCACCUGUUAUUUGAGGGUUGGCCACUGGCUUAUUGAGUAUCCCUGGGGGGGGAAGCUGUUGCCAGUGCUGGCCGUUCUUUCCCCUCAGUACAAAAAUCCCUCUGGUACCUCCUAGAAGUGAAAGGGAGCCUGGCUAGACCACAAACACGGCAUUUCAGAACAUGAUGUUCUGAACGCAUGACUCUGUUUUGCAAUGUUACAUGUAUUUGCAUUGUCAAGCAAAUAAUUUUGAUUUUUAUCAUCGUGCUUGACAAAAAGACUUAAAACAUGAUUCGUGUUAUGAAAACUACAACUCGGCCAUAUCCCACCAACUAGAAACUUUCUGUGUCUUGAAAUGAUGAACUGGAAUACAGCCCUCCCAUGUUGUUGCAGGAAGACUGCUAAAAAUAUUAGAUAUUUCUAAGGAAUGAAACAGUCAGGAAACGUGGGCUCGAUACCCAGUUUGCCAGAGCUGUUGCAUUGCUCUCCAUUUUUCCAUGAGUUCUCCAUUUUUGAGUUAUUAGAAGAGUAUAUUCGCAUCUGAAUACUGAUGUGAAGCUAAAUUAAUGUGAGCAAAUGUAACUUUUGAAAACAAGACCUACUUAAUAACCACAGUAUAACUUCAGAAUUAACCAGUCUGUGGACUAUAAUUUUAAGGGCUGAGAUACAAGGAGGAAAAAGUACGAUUUUCUCUCUUGAUACACGCCCUUGUUCAUUCACCUCCGAACACAUCCACGGCAGUGUUUAUCAUCCCCUAUGCUAUGCUGGGUAGAAAUGAUAGGUUUCAUCAAACCCGCACUGUGUUUCAAUACACAAGUGCCUUAUGUCUCUGGUUGAAAGUAGGUGCCCAUGAGACUUGGGUGCUGUACUUAACGCUGGUCCUCUGCCAAAGAGCUUUUAGUCUAAACAAAUCAAAUGAACAAGGGCAGAAGGAAGCAAGUGUAUUUAUUUCUGGUUUGCACAUAAUAAUGGAGAGCUGGAAAUUUGUGCUCAGUACAUCACUGAGCUCACUGCCCUGGAUUCCAAAAAGCGAGCUGAGAGCUCGCCAUUUCAGUUUUAUUUGGGUAAUAUACCAGUUACCUUAAUCCUCUGCACCUUGGGAUCGCUACAGCAUGUCCAACUAGCCUACAAAAAAUACGCUGGUUUCAAGCAGUCGUUUAAGAGAAAUUGUGGAAAAGGGUAAAUGUUAUAAAUAUAAAGCUUCUAUGCCCUGAACAUAAUGUUGCCCCGUGAUUAUUAAGGUUGUGGGAUCAUGUCAGUUCAUCUCUUCACCAUUAAUUCAAAGAAGCCGGUAGGCAUAGGGUCAUGAUGUAUUUCAGUACUGUUAAUGCCUUGGUAAUUCUGUUGAUGCCUGACCUGUUAUCCGAGGACUUACCAAUGUCUUCGCCUGGAUUAGAUAGACCUCCUGGAAAUUUCCAUGCAUUUAGAGUCUGUAUUGGAGGAAAAAAACAUUAAUGAAGUAUGCAGCCUGUUUUGUACUCUAAUAUGGAGACAAUUAACACGUGACGUUGUUGAUGUUGUUGAAGUUGUAGUAUUGUAAUUACUCUUAUACAUCAGUAAGGCUUUAAGUAGGAACUUCUUUGUUCUUGCUAAUGUGAUGAUCAGAGAUAUCUGCAGUCUGUAUGAAAUAUUGGAACAAAACAUCUACUGAUUGAAAAUACAAACUGUCUAACAGUCAUUAGACAAUGAUGCUGCUAGAUAACUAGAUAGAGUAGUUGAAUAUUAAAAAAAGCUGCUAGAGACUAUAUAAUCUUCUAUUUCAUCACUAAUGUAUUCCACUUUCAUGGUUUUGGCUUUUAAAAAAUGUAUAUAUAUUUAAUCUUACAAACUGUUAUUAUGAUUGUAGUACUGUUCUAUACUGCACUGGCUUUAAGAUGACUUUGUGUGUCUGUAAUAACCAUGUAGUGUAACUUGUUUGUUUUCACGGAAUACAAAACCUGAGGCCUUGUGUGUGAUUUAUAUAUAGAAGCAUUUAUUGAAUUGCAAUAAAGUUCAGUACUUAAAACAGAA
Messenger RNA from Grus americana (Whooping crane), 6073 nucleotides. It is a transcript of the gene FGF2, whose product is annotated as fibroblast growth factor 2. Gene Ontology annotation, biological process: positive regulation of gene expression; regulation of cell migration; animal organ morphogenesis. Gene Ontology annotation, cellular component: cytoplasm. Lineage: Eukaryota; Metazoa; Chordata; Aves; Gruiformes; Gruidae. Gene Ontology annotation, molecular function: fibroblast growth factor receptor binding; growth factor activity. The transcript is spliced from 3 exons. The record is from RefSeq and is a predicted model, not a curated record. The coding region runs from base 531 to 1007 and encodes 158 amino acids.